Molecule: messenger RNA, 15243 nt
Organism: Schistocerca gregaria
Lineage: Eukaryota; Metazoa; Arthropoda; Insecta; Orthoptera; Acrididae
Exons: 12
Coding region: 102-5261 (1719 amino acids)
Molecular function (GO): RNA binding
Source: RefSeq, a predicted model, not a curated record
AUCUCUGAAUUGAGCUGCCAAGCAGAAGUGUCGUUUGUUUACCGCGUGUGGGAUUUUGUGAUAUGUUGUGAUAGCCUUUGUUGAUGUUAUUGUGAUUGAAAAUGACUAAAAUCAAACCAAAGAAAGUUACUAUAGCAAAUCCCGCAGCAGCGUCAAGCCCCCCGCCAGUAGCAAAUCUCAGCACGUUCAAUUUAUGUAAAUUAAUAAAGUUAUUAAACAGAAAAAAAUUAUUGGCCCUCAAAUGGUUUCAGAGAAUAGGCAUGCUGAACAGAGAAACGGCGUGUGAUAAUUGCGGCAGGCCGAUGACACUGGUUCACCGACAAAAUUGCACCGGCUCCAGAGCUGACAAGUAUGAGUGGGAGUGCAAUAAAUGUCGAAUGUGUACCAAGUCCCUAAGAAAUGGCACUGUUUUCCAAUCUAGUAAAUUGUCACUUCAGAAAAUUACGAUUCUGAUGUAUUUUUGGGCACAUGAUUUUCCACCAUGCGUUGCUCAGAGAGAACUUUCGAUUACUGUGCGUACUGUUAAUAAGUGGUAUCUAUUGUGUCAGGAGGCCUGCAUGGAUGCGCUGAUCAGAAAUACUUCUAAGCUUGGAGGAGAAGGACGCAACCUAGAAGUUGUAGAGGGCAAACUUGGGAAGAGGGCAGUAGAUAAUUACAGGACGCCAGCAGAGCACCCUGUCAUUGGCGUUAUUGAUGUUGACAAUGGUAGCUGCUUUUUGCAGGUGGUGAUAGGUAACACAAAAGCUACACUGAUAACUUUACUGAAAGAGAGGAUUGCAAAUGGAACUACACUUCACUCAAAAUGCUGGAGGCUUCGUGAUUGCUAUAGUGAUGAUAAAUUCUGUAAAGUUGUCAAGAAUCACAAACUUACUCUCAGUAAUGAUGAAGGAAACACCUUUCAAAAACUUCAUGCUAAAGUGUGUAAAUCGGGGGAUAAUGUGGGCACAGAAUUGUCAUUUGAUCCAUUAUUGUGCGCUGCCAUUUACAAGAAUGCCAUGAAAAAUGAAGAAUUUUUCUUUGUGAAAUUUCUCGGAGAACUAGGAACCCUAUAUCGUGAUGGAAUUCGAUAUGAGAUGAUGAGCCAGUUGGAGCAUGCUGAUUCGGAACCUGGCACAUCCCGUCAGCAGAGAGAGGCUGUAAAUGUCUCUGAGAAGAUGGAAUGGACAUCAACUGUUGGUUCCCCUUGCUUUAGAUGUCGAUCUAAACAAUACACUAAUUCAGAAGUACAGGCUACUGCUUCAGACGAGAUCACUAUCUGCGAGGAGACUGACGAGGCUCAAAACGUCUCCGUUUCACAGCAGAAUGUCCGCAGGUCGGGUUGUCUUCCCGAAGGAAAUAGUUCCGCAACGGAUGAUAUUAUUAUGUUGGAGGACUCCUGUAAGUCGGUAAAUAGCAUUGUGUUAGAGAAGUCUGCUGAAGGGCCAGGGUACAUUUGUCACUUGGGAGGCAGUGUGUGUGACUUUGUGAUGGAGCCAGUGGAACUCGAGACAGUGGCAGAUCACAGUGGCUUGGAGAGAAGUGCAGCCACUUCAGGUCUCGUUUCUGAAGGUGACUGUGCUGAAGAAAAUGUGCUACUCACAUUAGAGGAUCACAAUGAGAUGCCGGAUAGUAGUGCGAGAGAGAAGAGUAAACAAGUUUCAAAGCAGUCUUCCGAAGUGGUGAACUGCACAGCGAACAGUGUGGUCUUACUGGAGGGGGACGGUAACCUACAAAAUGACGUACCAGUGGAAGAAGAUGGGUGCAUGUCGGGAAGUCACGAUGUGAUAGAUAUUGGAGGAGAUGAGCUGAAUGAGAUCCGCACAGAUGCAGACAUGGACGAUGACCGAGAAACAGAAGCGGACACAAAUGUAGAACAUAUUAAUGAAAUAGACAUCAGUAUGGAGGAGCAGAAAGAUGUGUGUGAUAAGGUAAGUGAGGGACGAACAGUUGAGACAAGUGUCGACGAACGAGAGGUAACGACAUGUGAGGAGGAGGACGUUCGAGGACAUGUUGGUGUAACAGGUGAUAAUGGGUUGCAUGAUGAGGAUUCAGAUACUGACACGUACGAGCAAAAAGAUGCAAACACAGGCACGAAUGUGACUGCCAAGAGACAAUCUCGUAUAGUUUUUAAAAUUAGAGCGAAGAAAAAGGUAGUUCCUUUAAAAAUGAUUCUGCCUGCCGGAUGGAGCACAGAUGUGGAUUCUGAUGUAAAUGGUGAUGGUGUUGGUGAUGAUGAAGAUAUUGCAAAUGCAGAUGAGAAGAGAGAAGCAGAUUCUGAGCUUGUAAAUAUUGAUGAUGCAGAUGAAAAUUCAAAUGAGUGCACAGGUAAAGGCAGUCACGCAAAUGCAACUGCAGCCAAGAGGAGAGAAACAGAUUCUGAUUUGGCAAAUAUUGAUGAUGUAGAGGAUAAUUCAGAUGACUGCACUGUUGAAGGCAGUAAAACAAAUGCAUCUUCAGACAGAAAGAAGGAUGCAACUUCUGGCCCAGUAAAAAAUGUUAACGCAGAAAUUAAAGCGAGUGAGCGAACAGUAAAAGGCAGUAAAACAAAUGUGACUCCUACUAGGAAAAGAGAAGCAGCCUCUGAUCUGGUAAAUAUUGACACCGUAGAAGAUAAUGCUGAUGGACACACAGUAAAACGCAGUAAAACAAAUGAAACUGCCAGUAGGAAGAAGGAUGCAACACCUGAUCUGGUAAACAUUGAUGAUGCAGGAGAUAAAGCAAAUGAAAGCACAGUAAAACUUAGUAAAACAAUUGCAGGUAAGAAGAGAGAUUCAGCUUCUGACAUGAUCGAUACUGACAAUACAGAAGGUAAUGCAAAUGAAAGCAUAGUAAAACGUAGUAAAACAGCUGCUGGUAACAAGAGAGAUUCAACCUCCAAUCUGGUGGAUAUAGAUGAUGCACAAGUUGAUGCAAAUAAAAGCACAGUAAAAUGCAGUAAAACAACUGUGGAUAAGAAGAGAGAUUCAACUUCUGACCUUGUGGAUAUUGAGGAUGUGCAAGAUAAUUUAAAUGAAAGCACAGUAAAAUGCAGUAAAACAGAUGCCGGUAAGAAGAGAGAUUCAGCUUCUGAUUCGGUGGAUAUUGACGAUGCAGAAGGUAAUGUAAAUGAAAGCACAGUAAACCACAGUAAAACAACUGCUGGUAAGAAGAGAGAUUCAGCUUCUAACCUGGUGGAUAUUGACGAUGCAGAGGGCAAUACAAAUGAAUGCACAGUGAAACGCAGUAAAACAACUGCAAAUGCUGAUAAGGAGAGAGAGCGGGGUUCUGCUGUGGUGAUUAUUGACGGCAAUGAAAAUGAACGAACAGAAGUUCUCAGUAAAAGGAAUCCAACUGGUAAGAGGAACAAUGACGUAGCUUCCACUGUGGUAAAUAUUGACGAUGUGGAUGACAGUUCAGAUGAGCAAAAGGAUGUUCUCAGUAAAAGGAAUGCAACUAGUAAGAGGAACAGUGAUAUGGAAUCCAAUGUGGUAAAUAUUGAUGAUGUGGAUGACAGUUCAGAUGAGCAAAAGGACAUCCUCAGUAGAAGGAAUGCAACUGGUAAGAGAAAUAGCGAUGCAGAAUCUGAUGUGGUAAAUAUUGAAGAUGUGGACGAUAAUGCUGGCAAGUGCGAAGGAAGUCCCAAGAAUGCGAAUCCAGUGGCCCAGAAGGAGUCUGCUAUAUUUGCAGAUGUCAUAGAUAUCGACGAAGGAGACAGUGAUGUUGAAUUAAUUGAAACAGAAGCUCAGUCAGGACCUGAUGUGAUGGUUGUCUGUGAACAAAAAAGGAAGGUUUUCCCCAAAGAAGAGUCUCAACGACACGAACGGAGGCUGCUUGUUGAUGAUGUUCCAUGCAGCCUGCCAAAAUCAGUUCUCAGAACAUAUUUUGCAAAAUAUGGAAGGGUAGAGCAAAUAAAAAUACUACCAAUGCCCUCCAGGAGAUCACAGCGAUAUGCAGUAAUGGAAUUCAAUACGAAACAAGCAGUGGAUGCCAUCCAAGCAGCCCGGCCACAUGUGAUGGAGUCUGGAGUCGAGUUUGUUACUUAUCGUGGCAGUUCAAGAGAUGUUGACACUUCGUUAAACACAAGACUGAAGGACAGGAUCAUAGUGAAAGUACAAAAAGAUAAUGGGAAGUUAACUACAGAUGACAUACAGCAGUAUUUUGCAAACUACGGCCAUGUAUAUCACAUAGAACGAGUGAUACUUACUGGAGUAGAGAGCGAGUCUUCCACGUACAUAGUCAGCUUCGAGGACUACGACUGUGCCGAUGUGGCUUGCUUAAACAGUCCACAUACAAUCAAAGGUGUGGAGAAUAUAACCAGUGAAAAGAUAGAAGACGAUGAACUACUCUUGUCGGGGACAGAGAUGGACCCCAUUUGCAUCGAGUACGAUAGCGAUGUGGAGGAGGUUCCAGUCGACGACCCAAAGACGGAGCCAUCUUUUACACGGCAGAGUGAGGAGCUGAAGAGCCUGGAUGAACCAUCCACGAGUGGCUUACAGUCCAGUGCAGGGAAGCGACUGUCGGGUGAAGGGGCCGAUAUGUCUCGGAAGAAGUUUUGUGGUUACAAUACAUUCGAGAGGAACGUACGCACACCACAGAAUACGACAGUGGCGAAUCCGAUCCCGAGUGUUUCACACUUACCGGGAACGCGGACGCCCACAGUUACGAACGGUAGGUUCGGACUGUACGCGCCACAGGGCGGCAGCAGUAACGGCGGCCAAGGCAGCGGCACGAAUUCGUGGCACACGCAGGGAGCGCCGGGCAGGCCGUUCUACAGGAACCCGGUGCAGAGGCCGCUGCAGAGCGCCACCCCGGCUCCGCGUGCCGGCGACGCCGCAGGCCGCGACGGCGGGCUCGCCUCGGUAAACGGAGCGGCGCCGGGGCAGACUACGGCGGAGGCGAUGGCCAAGGUGGGCGCGCUGCUGGCCAACGCGGUGCAGCGCGGCGACGACUUCCGGAAGCGGCAGGCGGCGGUCCGACCGUACCGGCCGCAGAUGCAGCUCCAGCUGCAGCCGCGGCCGCAGCCGCAGCGGCCGCCGUUCCAGCCGCGCCUGCCGCAGUGGCGCAGGCCGCGCCCGCAGAACUUCCAGCCGCGCGAGGAACACCCGUGGCAGCCCGUCAAGCAGGAGCCCGAGUCGCCCACCGGCCCCCAGAGGAGCCUGCCCGUGGGCGUCCCUAUCCCGAGCAGCGGUCUUGCCGGACCCAGCCACGUGACACGCUCCCGUCCAUGGCGCCCCCCACCAAGUCCCGCAAACGUUCGCAGCUUCAUCCCUCGUGCAGCCGGGCAGCAGGGUCCGAGAUUUUAAAUGAAAACUAGCUCCCAAAUUGGACAGGCAUACAUUUUGUGGCACACAGCCAUGUGAGGAAGCAGUGCAGAAAUGAGUGAAGCAUAAGGCCUGACAUGUACAUCACAGCGUGUAUCAUGUUAACCUUUUGUCUUAUGUAAACUUUUGUGUGUGAUAACUGAAUUAAGAGAAUUGACCUCUUUGGUGUUGUGUUUACAAAAGUACUGAUAGAAUGUAAUGUAUUGCUAGUAGUUGCCAAAAUUAGAAAUGUAGCUGGCAGAUGUUUUCCUAUGUACAGGGUAUUACAAUGUGUCCAUAGAGAAAGGGCAUUGUGAUAAACUUUGCCAGUUACUACUGACUACAUACAUUUAUCUUGACUGUAAUGUCAGUGUCCUCCAUGUGUGUCCAUAUGUGUGAUACUGCACAUACUCAAAAUGAGGAAGAAAAAUAAAAUUAAAAAUAGUGCAGAAGAAAUAUAAAUAAUCUUUCCGGUAGUCUGUUAUAUGCAGAAAUUGAUGUAUAUUCUUUUUAAGAGCUAUAAGGAAUAAUGUGAAGCUUGUGUAAUUUUAAAUGUUAAUGUUGUUGUCGUAUAUAUUUUAUUGUAAAGGAAACAUUAUAAUCAGUCAUGUAUAUACAGACAUGUAGUUACUUUUAUUACUUGGCAAAGGAAGCUGAAGACCUGGCCAGAAAAGCAUCACACUGUGUUUACGCCCGAAAGCAAAAGUGGUAGUAGCACACACUCCAAUGUUUUUAGAAAUGUAGCACUUACUUUCUACUAUGGCCGAGUCUACGGUUUGCUUUGUCGGAUAACAAUGUAAUAAUGUGCGUGUGCACCUGCAUGUGUGCACACAAGAGUGUGUGCGCGCGCUCAUGCCCAAAAACACACACACACACACUCAAUGAGAAUGUAGUUCUUGUGUACUGCAUGUCGUGUAAUUGAUGUUUUGAUGUUUUUGUCUUCUUGAUUACUAGUACUGCCAGACAGAUGGCAUAAACUUUUGAUGAGACUGCAAGCUGUCAGAAGCUGCUUAUAAAUAAGCACACACAACAGUGUCUGUGUUUCAUUACAGUUAUGGUAACUGUCAAAUAUAUGAGUUAUGAAUUAAUUACUUCAAAUAUCAGACUCAAACUGAUGUUGGAGUUUUAAAUGUAAAGUGAGGAUCGAUUAUGUGCCAAAUCAGUUAGACUGUACUCAUUUUGAAAGGCUUGUUAAUUGAACAAUUCUUAUAUCAGGGUGUUACAAUUUUACAAUGUACAUUGGUUACACAGUUUUUGUGUUUACUAGGCUAUGAGCCAAAUGUUCUAAUAUACAAAAUAUAUAUUCACUGUCAUAAUAUGCUAGUGCAUCCAAGAGAAAGUGUGACAUCUGCUUCACGUUCAGUUAUUGGCUAGAAGCAGUAUAAAGACAUUAUAGUGUUAGUAGGUUGUUGACUGUUAACUCAAACAGCUAAUUAAGAUAUCUUUAGAUACCUUUAGUAGAUUUUCAGCACAAACAAGUCAUUAUUUCCUGGACCAAUAUUUGGCUGGAAACUCUCGUGCAUUUUCAAGGCAGUUUUAAGUACAUCACAGGAACACAAUCUACAAUUAUUUGUUCAUCAACAUUCGCAGCUACUUCUGUUGUACUUGGAUCAAAACAUGACAUGUUGUGCUAUCUCACGGUGCAUGCGUCACAAAUGAAACAGUGCAUCAGAUGUGUGCAUCAGAUAUGAAAUAAUGCAGGCCAGUCUGGAAGAAACUUCUGCACUUGUUGCCACAAAUUGAUUCAAAUGAUUUGCCAAUCUUUUCUUUUGAUAGCUACCUUUCAGAAGUAUAUGUACACCAACAUGAUUCAUAGGUAGCAGAGACCAACAAAUAAAAUCUCAAAUUGGUUGCAGGUGUCACACAUAUCAAGUGAGAAUGGUUCAGAAUGGUAAAUGCUCUUAGAAAAAAAGACAAUAGAAUUCAUGAAUUGAUCUGAGAUCUGAUUAUUCUCUGUUUGCAAGCCUUAUUGGACAUUUGAUCCUCUGGGACAACUUCAAAAACCACACUCAAGAUGAAUAUUUAAACAUGUUUAGUCUUGAUGUGUUUAUAAUGUAAAUUAUGGGCCACAUUGUUUAUCAGUUCCUUUGUGCAAGAGAAACACUGUUGUAUUUGAAAGGUUUCUCCAGCUUUAUAUACUCUUUGCUCAUUUUGUAUGUUCCUAUGCAUUGCAUAAUAUAGCUAAACAUCGCAACAGAUCCUUGCAGUUACCAAUAUCUUCUUCAAAGAAGUGUUAUCCGUAGGUAUAUUAAAAGGAAAAAAAAAAUUGGUUGUUGAUUUUAGAACAGAUGAUCAGUACUUGUGUUCAGUAGGCAAAAUUCCAAGUAAUAUUGUAAGACACACAAAAAACUAGCUUUCACAGCUGUUAAUUCCUUUCUCGGGAAGUAAGGAGGGAUAUCUGGAAGGAUAGGCAAGUGGGUUUAUCCAGUAACAAGGAUACCACCCAGCAAUUGGAUUUUUGUAGUUUUUUUACAUUCAUGGAACAUGAAGUUCAUAAUUCAAAUAUCAAUAUCCCAAAGCAGAUCGAUGCAUCCCUAAAAAAAAUCUUGACAAACUUGACUUUGCAGUUUUCCAGUGAACUUGAGGAACUUUAACACCCUAAAAUCUUGGCAAUUUUCACAACAGGCAGUGUGGAUCACUGGGUAGCAUUGGAUCACGUAAUCAAUGGGCUGCUGGUUCGAAUCUCGCAGUAACUUUUUUCCAUUCAGUUUUAAUACCUACACAUUUAAAAAUAAAAUUCCUCAAAUAUAUGCUAAUUACCACACAUCUAAUCAUUGUUUUGUGAAAAAUGCACAUCAUCUUGUUUCUAAUUACAUUCUGCAUCCAAAAUUCCAGGCGUUCAUUGAAAAUAUAACUUCUUAACUGUCAAUAUAUUAGUAAAGAUUGCUAAUAAAUAUAGAAUGUUGCAUUUAAUGUAAAUGCUACUUAUGUUUAUAAUAUUUUUUAAUUUUAAUGAUCUUUUAUAUAGUAUUUAUAUUGAAGAAUUUAUAUUUGCAAUGAAAAGUGUAAUUUCACAUGUGUUAUGUAAUAAGAGGCAAAAAGACAUACAUUUUUCAUAAAAAUAAUGAUUAGAUAUGUGCUAAUUAGCACAUAUUUGAUUAAUGUUAUAUUAAAUUAUGUAGUUAUUCUAAGUGAAUGUGGGAAAAAGUCCACGGCGAGAUCUGAAUGAGCAGUUCUAUGAUUACCUAAUUACCAUUCUCCAACACUACUGAGUGACCCGUGGUGCCUAUCAUGAAAGUCACCUUUAUUUUGGGGAAUUAAAAUUCUUGAAAUUCCAUGGCAAAUUUCAAAGUAGAUUUUCUUGAAAAUUUUUGAAGAGUUCCAACAAAUGGCUUAGGAAUAUUUGAGUUUUGAACUCAAAUAGAUUUCUCUGAAGCUGCAGUCUGAAUGACCUGUCACUCCUUUUCAACCUUCCAAAGCCAAUAUCUUUUUCUUCCUGAAGAGGAAACUAAUCAUUCUGCAUCCUAGGUAUGACUUUUUUUUUUUAGCUCUAUGUAUUGAUAGAACUUCGAAUUUUGUCUCUUGAAAAUAAGAAUUGGGCAACAGUUCUAUUUCUUUAUAACUUUACAAAUAUAUGUGCAUAUGUAAAUAACUAGUCUGGAAUUUUUGUCAAUAUAACAACAGUUUUUGUUGUCAUAUAGUUCAGCAGCAAACCAAAAGAUGUUUGUUGUCUGUAUGUUAGUUGUGUUCUGCUUCAGCAUAUACAGGGUGUCCCAGCAGGAAUGGUCAGUAUUCAGGGAACAAUGAUUCAGGCUCUGAAAUGCGUUCCUUAAAAGCCAUGAGCACUUGUUUGGUAAAAAAGAUGUGUUUCUCAUUAGUGAAGAUGAAAAGGGCUCAUAGUGUGUACGGUAUGCUUGUAGAGCCCAUGUUUACUAGGCUUUUAUGCUUUGACCAGUCUUUGUGGUACACCCUGUAUAUGACUAGCAGAAUUAUAAUUUUUAUCUUAUUUUUAAAUUUUACAUUUUUUGUAAGUACCUGACUGCAGAGAGUAGUUUUUUACUUUUAUUUGUAUUCUGUAUCACCGUACUAUUAAAUGUUGAUUCUGCUAUAAUCUUUCUGUUCAAUAAAAGUGAGCACCAGCUCUAAAUUGUGUCUUAAUAACUGAAUAUGAUGCCAGUCACAGGAGAUCUUUGAGGAAGUAAUCACUUGCCACUCAAAAGGCCUGUGCCUAAGGCAUUUAUCUCCCAGUGUGAAACUGUGUUUAUUAUCCAUGUUGUAGAUCAAACAUUCUUAUCUGUUUUGGUCAUUUGAGCUACUCUUCCUUCCUCUUUCCCUUCCUUUCAUAAACUGUGAAGUAGCAAACUGUCCUUUUAAAUUACCAGUGUAAGAUGUGAUUUUUGUCUCGCACUUUUCUCAGAGCACACAUUUCUCUCCUCCAGUUCAGUAUGCAGAAGAAAGGAACAGUGACAUUGACUUUAACCUCUCAUAUUCAGAGGAAUGGUGCUUUGCCAAUGAGAAUUCAUGAAGGUCAGGUAACUACUUAUAGUUUUCAAAUGUUCACUCUGGAUCUAGCUUCAGUGCUGUGCCCCCCCCCCCCCCCCUUCCCCCAACAAACUCUCUCUCUCUUUCUUUCUUUUCUGAUUUCAGGAAAACAUUUUCUGGUUGAUCUAAUGAACCAUCUUCAAAGCUUCUAGAACUGUGAGGGGAAUGUGGCUACUGCGUGUGGCUAGUGAGGGAGAGUGAGUGUGUGUCAUAUACAAUUUUCAUUGUUUAUACUUUUCUUCUGUCCUGGAAUAUUCCUUAUAUAGUAGCUUUACUUCAAGUGGACACCUGCUCCUGAGGAAGUAGGCCACAUAUCUGCAUCUGAGGAAAUGGGCCAAACACCACACAACCAUUCAUCGUGCCCUGUUUAGUAUAAGACUGACUAUUAACCUCCAAAACUGGCACCACUGUGGAUAGUUAAGUUAUAUUAUCCUAGCAUCACCUGCUGAUGCGGCCAUUAGAAACCAAAGGAGAUCUGGUCCUUCCUCUUGCUUUUGCUUUUACUUAGCUGCUAUGUGUUUCCAUAAACUGUUUAUAUGAACCUUACAACAACUUCUGUGGCCUUGCCCAUUUGAUGCCCACCAGUGUGCAUCUGUAAGCAUUAGGACAGACCUUCAGCUGAUAAGCACUGAACUUUUUAUACUUAAUGGUAAAAUGAAAGUUGCACUGUUGUAUAUAACAUUAAAAUGGAUCCUUGCAUUGUUUGUUUAUCACCAGGGCAGGUAUAAAUGAUGGGUAUUUGCCAGAGGAAAAAAGACAAAUGAAAAUGACUGACUUUUGAUUAAGAAGAGACAAGAAAGAAAGAAAACUAACUAAUGGUCCUACAGUCACAUGCAGACUGAAAUAAUUGCAGUACCAUAAAAAUUAAUAGAAUUCUCUGCAUUGAAUAUAUGUGCUGCUCCUUCUGGAGAUAUGUAUGUCAUAAUGCAGUUUGAAAGACAGUUACAAACAUAAUGGAUGAGUAGUUCACAUACAAUGGUAGGGAACAAAAACAGACUUAUAUUCUGCCCAUUUAUAAUUUGUCACUCAGUUAAAUUACAUUAGGUUAAUAAGUCAUGUUGACUGACAGUGGCCUUCUGGCUUUAUUUUCCACAAUAAUUUGCACAAAAACUUGGUUGGUCCUCUCUCUAUCUACAAUAAUUACACUGGACAGACAGACUAUGUACUAACAAUGGAGAUCUGCAUAAUUUUGCUGACAGUAUUCUUGAAAUCAGUGAAAACAAACGGAUUACCAAACCACAUUCUGCAAUAUCGAAAAAUGAGGCUGUCAUUCCGACAGAUGGUAACGAAAGAAAAGGAAUGUGACAAUAAAAUCUCAAAUGAUGUGCUAGGUGACGAAUUUUGACAGUUUUACUUGACAUAAUGACCAAAAAAUGUGCUACAAUCCUGCAAAGAGAUUAGUAACAUAUUUACACCAGUGUAUACAUAAAAUUAGUGUUUAUUUUUAAAGUUACAUAUAAUUUUGAUACAUGUUUUGUCAUUAAAUGACAAAAAUAACUCUAUAUUCAAGAUUGAAUGGAUAUAUUGUGCUUAAAAAUGUACAAUGUAUGGUCAAAUUGUGUUGUAAAUUGAACUUCUCUAUUUGAUAGCUCAUUACUGCUUUCUGUACUUUAGCAUAUCAAACGAGCAUUUAUGAAUGUUUGAAAGUGUGCUUUUGCCUGGAAAGUCUUUUAUUUAAGGUAUAAUUUGUACUGAUGGAAAGGAAUAAUGGAAAAUCUCAUUACUUAAUAACCUGUGCUCACUGGGGAGCCUUACUAACUUCAAUAUUCUCACAUUGUCAGCUGUAAUUAUGUUUAUCCUUAGCUAAUAUCUGUUAAAAUGUUUAGAAUUUUUUCUACUAGUUUCUCUUUGGAACCAGUGGGACAUACAGUUUCCAACCAACCAUCAUUUCAUGUAAUUUAUUUGAAAGUAAAUUCACAUUAUUCCAAUACAAAAAAACCCACAGCUCAAAACUUCCAUUGUCUCUUAAUGCGUAAAACUAUAUAGGCCUAAAUAACAAGCAAAAAUGGGCCUAAAAUUCAAUAAAUUAUGUAUCACAAUUACAUUCUGUCCCAUGGUUUCAUUUUGAUAAUAUUAUGAAAGCAGUAGUACAAACUUAAAUGUAUGUUACAAUAACUUAUAUAUAAUUUCUUAUACUUACUUUUACUGUCAAGAUCUCCUCAGAAUGGGCACUAUAAAAGAAACCCAAGUCAGAAUCUCCUACAAUCAUGUAGCACAGUCUAUAUGCUGACCCUUCCUACAAUCCACUACAUUUAUAGAAGUACCUCAGUGUACCACUAGAAAACUCGGUUUUACAUUAAAUGUGUAUGUUAACAAAAUAUAUAUUAUCCACCAGGAUCACUGACAGAGGCUGUAGAAACUUCGAGUUUAUGUAAAAAGCUGUUUUAGACCUUACACAGCGGUAAUAAUAGGUCUUAUCAAUAUGCUUAUCAUACUGCAGUCUAUGCCAAAAUGCUAUGAACUUUUAUUGCUCAUUGAUAUGACCCAUUACCAUUGGAGUGGAAGGUCUGAAAAUGGUUUAUUAUAUGAAUUAAAGAACGUAAUUGCCAAAAUUCACACAAGUGAUCCAGACAGAUAAGAAAUAUUCUGUUGAAAGCAGAAGUGAUAAUAAUGUUAUUGUUGACUCAGUCAUUUUGUAUAAAAUUAUUGGGUCUCCAUUAGUGCUUGUGACUGUGUGAAUAGCAGAGCUGCGUGGCUUCGUUAAUGAUUAAGAGGUGUACAGAAUAGCCAUAUACAUACUCAUCUGACAAAUUAGGAUAGUCAAACCUUAUAGGACUGUUAUUCGAGAUAUGUUGCAUCAGAGAGAAAACAAGAGCAGGAAAAACAAACCUAUUUUAUAAACUUUAUAAUAUGUUUCACACAUAAAUACAUCACAUGACUUUGUCUUAAAUUUGAAUGAGUUUCCAGUUACAAUAACAAUUCGUCAUGUAACAACUCUUCUUUCAAUAACACCUAGUAUACUUUAGCGAAACACUUUCUAGUGAUUGUACAGCAGCUUUACCAGUUAUAACUUUUGGUAUGUUCAUUCUUUCCAGAACUUAUGUGUCAUUGUUAUUCUUCAAAUCAUUCAUAUAAUUCUUUCUGUGCACUAGCUCUUCUCCAGAAGCAUUUUGCAUGACAACUGUAGAGACUCAGUUGAGCCUUAAGGAAUAGUGUAUCCCGUCUCCAUUCUCUUCCACCAAAUAUGGCAUCAGGUGAUACACGAGUUGAGUUGAAGGAACAGUAUAAAAUUUGCAAAAUUUAAGUACAUUUUUUGUAGAUGUUAUACUGUUUGCGUCACAUCAUAGCUUGGAGUACAUUUAAAUAUUAAAAAUAUAUAUCUAAAGUUUUCUUGUGAAAAUCUAAAGUCUCUCUCUGCCGAGCUGUUGUAAGGAAAUAACAAUUUUUUCAACCGUAUGUAGUUACACACUUGUAACACCUACUGUUCAUUCAAACAUGUUUGUAGGUGUUACAGUUUGCUGCAACAAAAUCCAAAACAACGUAAUCUGACAUACAUACUGACAGAAGAAAUUUUUGGAUGAUUUAAAAUGAUAACACAGUAAAACCCUGGUUAACUGAAACAGGAUCAACAAAAACCCGGGUUAUCUAAAUUGACUACGAAAAUCCCUCAUAAAAAAAAAAAAAAAGUUACAAUACCAACAAUAGUGCAUUCACAUGAUUGUUUCUUUCCACUGUUGGUGCAUUUUGUGCUAUGCUACAAACAAUUAAGUGCAGUAUACUGUACAUUUAUGUAAUGUAAUCAUAAAAAUUUAAUUUUAACUUUAAUAAAGAACGUAAGAAAAGCCUACAAAGAGCUUUUUGAAUCUGUCUGGCUGUCAAAACUUUCAAAAAUCCUUAUAUGCUAUAGUGUUCAUAGUUUAACCAAAAAAAUUAUUGUCCGAAAUGGAAUCUCCUCCCUAUCCCAUAGUUCUGUUAACCAGGGUUGUAUUGUAUGAAGGGAAGUUCUGUGAAUACAAACAAUAAGCACAGUCGCUGUAUAUUUGAGGUGUUGAGUGGCAGAUAGAAAUGCAAAAUAGGAGUAAAACAUUUUUGUGUGGCUUUUGAGACUGUUAUCUUCAUAAAUUAACAGGAUACUAGUUCAAAAAAUGAAUGGCAGUAUUAAUGUUGUUUUACUUGUUGAACUGCUGCUCCGUACCUCAACUGUGUGGCGAGUGGCUGUGUUUAUCCAUUGUGAUGUCAGUAGUGGAGUUGUGAAUGUUUCAAAUAGCUGUUUUUCAAAAAGAACAGUUACACUUUUUUGAUUGGAGAUUUAUGUGGAUGUAACAUAAGGACUUUCGAUGGUUAUUAUGUUGUGAAAAGAUGACUUAAUUGCCACUACCUGGUGAACAUUGUGUAUAUAUUAUUGAUUAAUAACACAAAAAAUAUUUUAGAUAUAUUGUGAAUGUUUGUAUAGGAUACAAAAAUAUAAGAUGCGUAAUCAGAAAGAAAAAAAUCUAUUCCUUGAGUUGACAGUCAUUGGCAGACACAUGUAUAUUUGUAGCUGCUUGCAUUUUCUGAAUUAUCAGUAUUUUGUGUGUAAUUAUUUGUGUGUAGACAGGCAUGUAUAAAUGUGUUUCAUUGUUUCUGGAGUGUGUUUGCUUAAAACAUAAAUGUUUCUUGAUGUGAUAUGUAGACAACUAGUCAACUGAAAUAUAUAUUAAUAUGGCUUCUCCAGAUUCUGCUUGACAGUGUUAUAUCUAUGUGUCAGUUCAACAAAUUCUUACAUAUCCAUAAUUGAAUGUCAGUGGUGCAAAAUGCAGUAGUUAAUUCAACAAGACACUGUGAUCCCUUUCCUGUGUCUGAGGUACGCACAUCAGUCUGGUUUCGCACUCAUUUAUUGUCUACUUUUGUAUAAAGUAUAUCAUUGAAUCACUAAAUUAUGACAAAAUGAUGAUAUGCAACUGGAAGCCCUGUUCUCUCUUUAGCUUGUGUAUGCUACAUUUAGUUCUCAGCACAACCAAACCUGUUACACUCUUAUGUUCAAUACUACUUAACCGAUAAAAAGGAAACAGAAGAUGGCCAAUGCUAAAUGUACAUUGCUGAAAUGUUUUGGAUUAUUAUUCUCUAUAUGAGAAAGUUAUCAUUAAUUUUUGAUUCUCUUGUUUAAAUCAUUAAUCUUAUAGUCAUAUAGCUUGAAUGCAAUCUACAAUUAAAUGAAAAGUACCAAAAAGUGCAGAACGUGAUUCAUAAAUGUAGGGAAAUUGGUGCUGUUUUUAAUUUCUGCGCAUUAUGAAUACAGUAUGCCAAUGAAAGCUCCUGAAAGAAUGCUUUAACAGAUACAUUCAUAGUUUCACAAAUUCCUUGUUGCCGAUUUCACACUUUAUAAACCAACUGUUUUAUUGUAAGGACUUGUUCAGUUUUCACAAACCUCAUUAUUCUAUAGAUAAUUUAUUGUCAAUGUCUGUGUGUGGCAAAUGUUUUGUUAGUGCCAUGUAAAUACUUAGUUUAUUUCUUCCAAGUUGCAGCUUUUGUAAUAUUUGUAAAUCUUACUAUGUUCAAUAAAAUGUAAAUGUGUGUGUUAAUA